This is a messenger RNA of Gracilinanus agilis (Agile Gracile Mouse Opossum), 1562 nucleotides long. RefSeq names its product alpha 2-HS glycoprotein (gene AHSG). Gene Ontology annotation, cellular component: blood microparticle; extracellular matrix; extracellular region. Gene Ontology annotation, molecular function: cysteine-type endopeptidase inhibitor activity. Bases 36 to 1082 code for a protein of 348 amino acids. The transcript is spliced from 7 exons. Gene Ontology annotation, biological process: negative regulation of endopeptidase activity. The record is from RefSeq and is a predicted model, not a curated record. NCBI's taxonomy places the organism in Eukaryota, Metazoa, Chordata, Mammalia, Didelphimorphia, Didelphidae.
GAGCUGAGGAGGCAGCAUCCGUCCUGGACCAAGCCAUGAGGUCCGUGGUAGCCUUCAUCUGUCUCGCUCAGCUUCUAAGCUCUGCCACUGCUCGGUUUCAUCCUCUUCUCCCAGUGAGGGACCCGAACUGUGACGAUCCAGAUGUCGAGCAGGCUGCGCAUGAAAUUGUGCGAUAUGUCAAUGACCAACAUCAUUCUGGAUACAAGUACCGUCUGAAUCAGAUUGACAAAGCAAGGGUGUACCCACGGAGGCCCUCGGGAGAGGUGUAUGUAAUGGAGGUUGACAUGCUGGAAACCACCUGCCAUGUGAUGGACCGAACCCCGCUGGAAAACUGCACCGUGAGGCAGCUGGUGGAGCAUGCUGUGGAAGGAGACUGUGAGGCCAGUGUGCUGAAAAUGGAUGGCCUGUAUACAGUAUUGAAUGCCAAGUGUGAGUCCAAUCCAGAUUCAGCAGAAGAUGUGCGCAAAGUUUGCCCAGACUGUUUCCUCCUGGCACCCUUGAAUAAUACCAAGGUGGUCCACGCUGUUGAAGCUUCCAUGGCUGCCUUCAUUAGCCAGAACCAAACCACUCAUUACAAGCUUCUGGAGGUCUCCAGGGCUCAAAUUUCGCCACUCCAGACUUCCAUCUCUGUCGAGUUUGUGAUUGCACCCACUGACUGUGGGCCAGGAGGGGCGGAUGAUCCAUCUUCUUGCAACCCACUGGCAGACCAGUAUGGCUUCUGCAAGGGGACGCUGACAGAGAAAGCUGGUGUGGAAGAUGUUUCUGUCAUCUGCAAGUUCUCUGAGCCUGUGGUUCCCGCACCUCAACCCACUCCUGUUGCUGCUGGACCUGAUGUUGCUGUCGCUGCUAAACCUGCUAUCGCUAUUGUUUCUGGACCCGGUCCUGUGCGACCUGCAGGACCCGUUCUGACCCACUUGCCCCAUCAUGACCUCAGGCAUUCCUUUGUUGGAGUGGCUUCCUUAGAAUCCGCCUCUGGAGAAAGGGGAGCCCCUGUAGGGCCGGCUCCCGCUGUCCCAGGUCCUGGACCGGCUGCACCCGCCAUCCCUCUCUGUCCAGGGAGGAUAAGGCAUUUCAAGGUCUAACCUGGGUCCCAGCUCUGUGGCGCAAUCCUUUCUGACAAGUGUUUCUAUCUUUCUAACUGUAGCCCAGGGUUCUUUAAGUAGUGUCGCCAUUUUGUCAAAGUUGAGGAAUGGGGUGGGAGUUCUGGGAGGAAAUGCCAUUUCUUGGGAGUUUUUCUAGAUCAUGCUGUGGAUUAAAGAAAAGAGGGCUUCCUGCCCCUCCCCCUCUCCCCCCCCCCCCCCGCUUCUCCCCACAUCUUGAAAGACAGAAGGGGAGGGAGGAAUGAUCAUGUUGGAUGGGCGAGGCAAGCGACUUCCACAUUCUCAUCAAUAGUCCUCAUGCCCUGAUCGAACACUCAAUUGACUAGAUGGUCGUCACUGUACGGUCUGCCUUCUGGGUUGAUCUUGUCGCAGCGAAAGCCAAUGUGAUUUGAGAGGUGCUAUUGCUAAUCCUGUGACUUCCUGUUAAGAGAACUUCCUUAAUAAACAAAGCUUCUGAAGGAG